AUGGCUGACAUCACCCCACCCAACCCAAUUGACGAGGAAUCGCCAGCGGUUACGCCACUGGAAAACCAGCCCCCAAAAGACAAACGUCGACAAAGACUGCUUCAAGGCAUUCAACGAAUAUCCUCUUCUCCCUCCUUAGUCCAAAUUGGUCGUUCUCGGUCUGCCAGCUCCCCUUACAGCACCCGGGGCAGUUUGUCAUGUGUGAGUCUCACAGCAACGCCCGCUUUUGGGCAGCAUGCCUCCAGCAGCAACUCGCCUGAGUCUUCGAAUACCAACUCUUCUCUCCCUGGUACCCCGAUUGUCGAAUUCCCCAAGUUCGAUGGCAUUGAAACCCGCAUUGCUCGCAAGGUUACAAAUGUCUCCACGACACACUUGAACCCGACUACCGCGUCCCUGCCAGCUGAGGUCGCAGCUACAAGGUCGAGAUCUGGCACGGCCCGAAAACUACCCUUCGACUUCUGGGCGAGAAUACCCUACGAAAUUCGAGUCCAUAUAUUGUCGUUCCUCCAGCCACGAGAGCUCAUUCGUAUCUCGCGCUUAAGUAAAGAGUUUCAUAAACUUUGCUUCGACGGUCAGCUGUGGACCCAUUUUGAUGCCACCGAAUUCUAUAUGGAAAUACCUGCGGAGGCUCUAGCUAAGAUCGUCAUCUCGGCAGGCCCCUUUAUGAAGGACCUCAAUAUCCGUGGUUGUCUACAAAUUGAGCAUUUUAAACGGGCUGAGGUCAUCGUCACUUCUUGCAAGAAUUUAAUCAACGCUACACUUGAGGGAUGCCGGAAUUUCCAACGAAGUUCUUUGCACAACCUCAUUAAAGCCAACGAGAAGCUUGCCAACCUCAACCUCACAAGUAUAACAGCCGUGACAAACAGUACAUGUAAAAUUAUUGCCCAACACUGCCCUCAGCUCGAAACACUCAAUGUAUCCUGGUGUAAACACAUGGAUGCUCGAGGAGUUAAGAUGGUGAUCCAAGGAUGUCCAAGGCUACGAGAUUUGAGAGCCGGGGAAGUGAAAGGAUUCCAAAAUUUGGCGGUGGCAGAAGCUAUCUUUGCUACGAACAGCCUAGAACGGCUCGUAUUGAGCGGAUGUGUGGACCUUGACGAAGAUGCCUUCAAGACCAUGAUCCACGGCAGCAGACCUGAGAUAGAUAUUCUCACGGACCGACCAAUAGUCCCGCCAAGGAAGCUUCGGCAUCUGGAUCUCAGUCGAUGUUCACAAUUGACAAGCGAAGCUGUGGCGGCAUUAGCUCACCUUGUCCCUGACCUUCAAGGUUUACAACUGAACGGUUGCACAGCCUUGACCGACUCAGCUCUUCAGCCAGUUCUUGCGACAACCCCACGUCUUACACAUUUGGAAUUGGAAGAGCUCUUGGAGUUGACUAAUGAUCUUCUCUCGGAGCAUCUGGCUAAAGCACCAUGUGCGCCAAAUCUCGAACACUUGUCCGUGAGUUACUGUGAGACCCUUGGCGACGUUGGCAUGUUGCCGGUCUUAAAGAAUUGCGUGAGCCUUAAGAGUGUUGAUAUGGACAACACACGAAUUGGUGACCUAGUGCUCAUAGAGGCUGCGGCUAUGGUCCGGUCUCGUGCAACUCGAACGCUGAAGCGUAGCUCACGUCCCUACGUUGGACUCAAGCUCGUGGUAUAUGAUUGCCAAAAUGUCACAUGGACCGGUAUUAGGAAGAUCAUGUCCUGGAAUGCGGAAAUCCGACCAUCUCGCGGUAGCGCACUAUCGUACCCCACCGAAAUCAUCAGUCUAAAGUGCUUCUAUGGAUGGCAACAGACGGUGGAGCAACAUACGCUACGUGUGCUGAGAGGCGACUUUGCUGCUGCUUCAAGAUUAGAGAGCAAGUGGGCAGAUUAUAUGCAAGCUGUCCAGGAAGCAGGCGCUGCUGGUGCUGGCUCUCGGCGGCGGCGAAGACGCGCCCGCGAAGCUCAAAUAUUGCACGCAGACGAGGAGGGAGGAGCUGUUGCUGCUGGCCGUCGGCGUGCGCGGACUGUAGCAUCAGCCUGCGUUGUGAUGUGA
Molecule: messenger RNA, 2016 nt
Organism: Hypoxylon fragiforme
Lineage: Eukaryota; Fungi; Ascomycota; Sordariomycetes; Xylariales; Hypoxylaceae
Product: RNI-like protein
Exons: 1
Coding region: 1-2016 (671 amino acids)
Biological process (GO): SCF-dependent proteasomal ubiquitin-dependent protein catabolic process
Cellular component (GO): SCF ubiquitin ligase complex
Molecular function (GO): protein binding
Source: RefSeq, a predicted model, not a curated record